Lampris incognitus (smalleye Pacific opah) is the source of this 2514-nucleotide messenger RNA. It is a transcript of the gene calb2a, whose product is annotated as calbindin 2a. Gene Ontology annotation, biological process: regulation of long-term synaptic potentiation; regulation of presynaptic cytosolic calcium ion concentration. Gene Ontology annotation, cellular component: synapse; cytosol; nucleus. Gene Ontology annotation, molecular function: calcium ion binding. The transcript is spliced from 11 exons. Bases 126 to 941 code for a protein of 271 amino acids. The record is from RefSeq and is a predicted model, not a curated record. NCBI's taxonomy places the organism in Eukaryota, Metazoa, Chordata, Actinopteri, Lampriformes, Lampridae.
CGCGCGCGCCGGGCGCACAGUGCGGCGCGUGUGAAGCGGGGAAAAAGUGUGUCCGGGAUAUUUUCUGGGUCGUCCAGCAAGCAGCAGGACCACCGCAUCCUCCAGCCUCCCUCUCCGCCGAGACCAUGGCAACCAAACCGCAGCAGCCUCCUCACCUCCACCUGGCCGAGGUCACCGCGUCCCAGUUCCUGGACAUCUGGAAACACUUCGACACCGACGGUAAUGGCUACAUUGAAGGAAAGGAGCUGGAGAACUUCUUCAAGGAGCUGGAGAUUGCCCGGAGAGGAGCAGGGGUGGAUCCUACAAAUCCCACGUUCAGAGAAAGGAUGAAGGAGUUCAUGCAAAAGUUUGACAAGAACAAAGAUGGGCGAAUUGAGAUGUCAGAGCUGGCCCAGAUUCUCCCAACUGAAGAAAACUUCCUGCUCUGCUUCAGACAAUUUGUUGGCUCCAGCGCUGAGUUUAUGGCGGCAUGGCGGCGAUACGACACAGACCGCAGUGGCUAUAUUGAAGCGAACGAACUGAAGGGCUUCCUGUCAGACCUGCUUGAGAAAGCCAACAGACACUAUGAUGACCAGAAGCUCCAGGAGUACACACAGACUAUACUCAGAAUGUUUGAUCUGAAUGGAGAUGGAAAGCUCGGCCUGUCAGAGAUGGCAAGGCUUCUUCCUGUUCAAGAGAACUUCUUGUUGAAGUUCCAGGGUGUCAAGUUGACCACUGAGCAGUUCAACGCCAUCUUUACAUACUAUGACAAAGAUGGGAACGGCUACAUCGAUGAGCAGGAGUUGGACGCCCUGUUACGAGACCUUUACCAGAAGAACAAGAAGGAUGUGGACCUGAAGAACCUGACAGGCUACAAGCAAAGCAUCAUGGCCCUAUCUGACGGAGGGAAGCUCUACCGCAGCGAGCUGGAAAUUGUCCUCUGCAGGGAGCCGAUGGUGUGACGCUUCCUCCCUCUUUUUCCAUCUCUUAUCUGUCCCGCCCUUCUCUCCUCAGACCACAACCACUUCCAGCUACCUGGUAGACAUACCAGGUGCAUGUGCUGGACACAGCCCCUCAUGUUAUAACUCCAGGAUGAAUGAAAAGUGCACCGACAGCACAAAGCAGCUCUUCCUUUUACAAAUUCUGAAACUUGACCCCCCCCCCCCCAUUCACUCUCUCUGGCUGGCCCUUACCCUCUACCCUGAACCUCUGCCAUUCCACCUUCAUGAUGUAGCCCUUUAGACAGACCUGCCAGCUAUUCACAAUGAUUCUGCAAACCUAAAACCAAACCCUGUUCAAACCAACCUCACCCCUUCAAACAACCUGACUCAAACUAUACUUCUAACCUUUGUGUGUAAGAGAAUCACAAAGGUUUUGUUUUUUGACAACGUGGGUCUUUUUUUCAUACUUUCUUUUUCUGCCAUCAUGUAUUUCGGUUAUGAUAUCCAAAAACUCACUGGCUUCAUAUUGAAGAUUUUAGACACAGGACCAUCAUUGGAUUGAUAUGGAUUUAUAAGAUGUAUAAAAAGAAAAUGGGUGGCACGGUGGCGCAGUGGUUAGCAUGGUCGCCUCACAGCAAGAAGGUCCUGGGCUCAAACCCCAGGGUAGUCCAAACUUGGGGGUCGUCCCGGGGUCAUCCUCUGUGUGGAGUUCGCAUGUUUUCCCCGCGUCUGUGUGGGUUUCCUCCGGGUGCUUGGGUUUCCUCCCAAUCAGCCAUACUAAAUUGUCUCUAGGUGUGAGUGUGUGCGUGCCCUGUGAAAGUUAAAAGUUAUCAUCCAAGUUGUCCAAUAUGAUUAACAGUCAGUUGCAUUGCUGAGCUACUUCCUGGUCCAACUUGUGGGAAGGACCAGCCUAUACAUACCAUAGGUAGUAAUAACCACCGAUAAACUAAACUACCUGGGGAGUGCAUUGGAGAAGUCAGAUUAUGGAAAAUCACGUACACAGUCUAACUGAGGCACUAGAGUUUAUUGUUGUUGAACGUUUUAAGGCUCGCUUUGUCUAGCUGUGGUCUUGUGUCCAAAAUGCAGUCGGUGAUUUUAAGUUAUAUUAUAAAUGAUAUGCAUGAUGGCAAAACCUACAAAAAUAGGACCCAAAGUCAUAAAAAACAUCCCUUAACUUUGCCAUCCAUCCCUUCAUCUCCCAUUCUUACAUCAAACUGCGUCCUUUAAACUUUGCCUGACCCCCAACCCCCCACCCCCCAGCCAAAACCCCAGUCUUAAUCCUAGACCCCAGACUUGAACCCUUCAGAAAUGACCCUUAAUCCAGAUAAUAACUUUUCAACCAUGACUUCGCUGUUCCCACGCCCUUCGACAUCGCAUCAGAUUCUAUAGAUAUAGUGAAAUAACUCCAGAUAACUGUGUUGAGUUUAACCUUUCUGUCAGUCAAAGUCUGUAAUGGCGCCGAUAUGUAUGUUUUGAUUUUUUUUUCCAACCCCUUCUGUGCCCGAAGCCAUCUCCUUUCAUUCAUUCUCAGCUCUACUGAUAUAAUGUCAUGAUCUCAUUUUCAAAAGUUAGUUUUUGGCUGAUAUAAUCUAAU